Messenger RNA from Girardinichthys multiradiatus, 591 nucleotides. Its product is annotated as vegetative cell wall protein gp1-like. Lineage: Eukaryota; Metazoa; Chordata; Actinopteri; Cyprinodontiformes; Goodeidae. Bases 1 to 591 code for a protein of 196 amino acids. The transcript is spliced from 2 exons. The record is from RefSeq and is a predicted model, not a curated record.
AUGGGUGGGGCGGUGGUCCUGUCCGCGACAUCUCUGGCCUCCAAGUAUGGUUGCCCGCAGGCCUGGCCACAGCCCCUCCACGCCACCCCCCAGUCCACCGCCCCGAUCCUCCCUCGGACACGACAGCCAGCAGAGCAGCACACCUCUAAGCCCGCCCAACCCACCCGACCGCCAACCGCAGCCCAGCGCCCGACCCCGGGCCAGGACCACAGAAGGAAGCCGUGGAAAGAAGGCCACGGCGGCCCCAGUUACCGGGCACCCCACCAACCCGCCCCCCCCCCAAAUCCGGGGGCGCCCCAGCCCAUCAGCCACCCACACCCCCGCAUGGCCACAAAACAGUCCAGCCCCUCCAUCAAAGCGGGGCCACAUCCCAAUAAACGUCGGCUAAUACCCCCCCGCCGGAGCGCGGCACCCCCCCAGCCGGCAGACCAGGGCGCAAAGCCAGGGGCCAAGAUCCAAGGGAACGCAAGCGAUCCCGAGAGAGCCGAAACGCCAGCCCAGCACCACACAAUCCCCAAGACCCGACCCCCAACCCCAGCUCAAACCCGACUAGAGGGCCCAUUCCCUCUCCCGGCCUCCGACCACAGAUGA